GAACAUCCCUCCCUCAGCUGCAAGCUUAUUAAAUAUAGUAGUAGCCGAACCUUCAAUUGAAAACAGACAGGCUGUGUCUGUAGCUUGUGCCUCCUUUGCGUGCUUGUUGCUCAGUGUCCGGGGAAUGGUCUGAGUGCCGCUCUCUGGCCCAUUCCAGGCAAUACCAUGAGGUCCAGCCUUCCUUCAGUGGUGCCUGUGCUUCUGCCCAUGUUCCAGCUUCUGCUACAUACACUGCCACUCCAUGCAAACCCAGAGUCUGGAGUGUCCUUCUUUGGGGACGGCUAUGUAGAGAUGCCCUUGGCGAGCUCCUGCAGCACCAUCCAGCUUCAUCUGCAGUUCUACACCCGGCAGCAGAAUGGACUCCUCUUCCUGGCUGCAGGACAGAAGGACUAUCUACUGUUGGAGCUCCGGGCUGGCAUUCUACAGGCCAGAAUGGACCUGGGCUCUGAAGAACUGACUCUCAAGUCCCCAGCAGGACCACAUCUCAGUAACCUCAUCAUCCACGAUGUUGAUCUGUUGAUGGCCGAUGGGUGGAUGACCCUGAUUGUGGAUGGCCUUUUCAAUACCUCUGUGGAAAUUCCAAGACCCCUGGAGGAGCUGGACAUCAAUUAUGGCCUCUAUGUGGGAGGAACAGGGAGCCUGGAACUGCCGUAUCUCAUCGGAGUGAGUGUGCCCUUCAGGGGCUGCCUCCACAUGGUGACGUUCAACGAUCGUGAUGUCCUGUCCGCACUGGCUUCUAGCAGUGGCACCAAGAGAUUCCACAGCAUCCGAGAGGGGUGCAGUGUAGAGUUCUCUGCUGGGCCCAAUGAUCCCCUUGGCUUUCUGGGACCAAACUCUUAUAUUGCGCUCCCCGGCUGGAGUGCAAGGAAUGAAGGGACCAUUGAGUUUGUAAUAACCACAAGCAUCAAGCAAGCCCCUCUGAUCUAUCAGUCAGGACUUGAGAAUGACUUCUUCUACCUGGAGAUCUUUGACGGGCGAUUGAGAGGGGUGGUGGAGAAGGGCAAUGGUGUUGUGGUGCUCCACAACAACGUUUACCUCAGCAAUGAGGAGGAACACUACGUCAAGGUCUUCAUGGAUGUCCGGAAGUUUGAGAUCCUUGUUGACUACUAUGCCUCACAGACCUCCAACAAGGGUAUCCACAGUCACCUCGAUCUUCAAGGGCCACUCUUCCUGGGAGGUCUGAAUGAGAAGGCUGCCCAGAGAAUGAGAGAGCGUGGGCUGGGUUUUAUGUCUGGAAACAGCUUCUCUAACACCUCCUUUGUGGGCUGUCUGGAGGACCUGAGGAUAAAUGAGGAGAAGAGGAGUUUGCAAGAUGCUCUCAUCACAAGGGACAUAACAGCCGGCUGCAGGAAACUGGAGCAGUACUCUGACUAUGAUGACGCAUAUGAGCAGGAUGAAGCCCCCACAAGUUCUGCUCCUGACCAUUGGCAUGGCCCUGUUAUGGAACCAUGUCGCCCUGAUGCCAGCCUCCCCCCAGUCUUUGCUAACUUCACCAAAUUGCUGCAUGUCAGUCCUUUGGUUGUUGCUGAAGGAGGGAUGGCUUUUCUGGAGUGGCGACACACCCAGCCAACCAUUGACCUGAACAGUGCUAACAUCAGGCAGUCUCAGGUGGUUUUCAGCAUCAACAUGGACCCAAGGCAUGGGCAACUGGAGUUAGGAAUCUCCCGGACCAGAGGCAGAAGGAAAUUCACUCUGUUGGACAUCAUCAAUCGAAAAGUUAAGUACGUUCAUGACGGCUCUGAGAGACCAAUGGAUCAGUUGCUGCUGGAGGUAACUGUCACUGCCAGGAAAGGGAUCCCAGAGUGUCUGCAGCAAGGCCAGAUCUAUCUGCUACCCAUAAAGAUAAGUCCAGCCAAUGAUCCCCCUGAAGUGGUCUUUCCACAGGGAGAUCGCAUGGUCAUUCUGGAGCACACGCGCAAGCAUCUCAACCCAGCCAUUGUCCGUGCACUUGAUGAUGAUACCCCCUGUGACAGCUUACGAUUCCAACUGCUUGGUGGGAAGAGAAUGGAAGAAGGCUACAUAGAAUAUGACUUCCACCCUGGAGUCCCAAUUGAGGAGUUUUCCUGCAGGGACUUGGAAGCCGGUCAUGUGGUCUAUGUCCACCAAAAUGGGCCCACAUCAACCCUCAUUGUCCAAGUUAAUGAUGGUAUGGUGAUGAGCCCAGUGGCUACCUUAAGGGUGGUUGCUGUAGAGCCAGACAUCCAGGUACGCAACAACACAGGCCUCUUUGUCUCGCAAGGGGGUACGGUUCCUAUCACCCUGGCCAACCUUUCUGUAGAGACCAAUGCAAUACAGCAAAAAGUGCCCAUCUUGUAUCGCCUGACUGUGCCCCUUCAGUACGGUGAGAUCCAAAAGCAAGGGAGCCUGGGUGGAGAAUGGAAGAGGGUGGAGUCUUUCUAUCAGCAGGAUGUUGAGCAAGGGCGCAUCCAAUAUUUCAGCACAGACGAAGAUCAUCACGCAGAAGAUACAAUUGAGAAGCUACAGUUUGUGGUCCAAGUGGGUCAGAAGACACUGAGAAACAACACCUUCCUCAUUAGGAUCAAGAGGGCCACCAUCAGGAUGAAGACCAUGAUCCCCCUCCAGAUGAUGAAUAAGAAAGAGAGGAACAUCACCUCUGCUGAUUUGGAGGCAGCCUUAGAGGAGCUGAGCUCUAGCUCAGAGCCUUUCCACUAUGUCAUAAUUCAGCCACCCAGAAAGGGGAACCUCGAGCUUCGUGGCACAAGGCUGACUGAAGGCUUCGGUUUCACACAAGAUGAUUUGCAAAGCCAUCAGCUCAGCUACAGCGCAACCAUCCGAGAUUCAAAGGAGACUGAAGACACCUUCCAAUUCCGUGUCACGGCUGGAGAGCAAUACUCCCCCAUAUAUACUUACAGGAUACAGGUUGGGGGGGACCCGGAUGCCCCUAUACUGACCAAUGUCCUUCUGUCUGUUUUGGAAGGAGGGCAGGCUGUCAUCUCCAAGGACCACCUGUUCGUCAAGAGUGCGAACAGCAUGAACUACGUGUAUGAGGUAGUAGAUGGCCCGACCCAUGGGAAGCUGAUCUGGAGGACACUUGAGCAUGUGCCGGCCAGCAAGGAGGUGAUAACAAAAUUCACCAAUGAAGACAUCCUCCAAGGCCGCCUUGUUUACCAGCAUGAUCAUUCAGAGACCCUGGAAGACGACAUUCCAUUUGUGGCCAUCAAGCAGGAAGAUGGAAGCUCUGACUUUGAGGCUGAGGAUGUGAGAGGCGUUUUCAGGGUCUCUAUUCAGCCUGUGAACAACCACCCUCCAUUCCAGUUGGUCAACAAGGUCUUUAAUGUGGUGCGGCAUGGGCAGCGCUUGAUGACCACUGAUGAUAUCGCCUUCUUUGACAAGGAUUCAGGCUUCUCAGAUACCCAGAUAGUGUUAGUAAGGAAGGACAUUCUUUUUGGUAGCAUCAUCGCUGUCGAGAACAGAAGCCGGCAAAUCUAUCGUUUCACUCAGGAUGACCUAAGGAAGAAGAAAAUCCUCUUUGUCCACUCUGGAGCUGACAGGGGAUGGAUCCAGUUCCAGGUUUCUGAUGGUCUGCAUCAGGUGGCGGCUCUCUUGGAAGUGCAGGCUUCAGACCCUUACCUCAAAAUCAGCAGCUCCACAGGCUUAGUCAUCCACCAAGGCAACCAAGGGACCAUUGACUCCUCCAUCCUCAGCUUGGAGACCAACAUGGAUGUCAGGACUGAUGAAGACAUUCUCUUCCGCAUAGUAGCCCCACCCAGAUGGGGCAUGAUGCUUCGAGGUGGGCAGCAAGUGUCCUCUUUCACUCAGAGGGACCUGCUGGCAGGAGAGGUUCUUUACCAGCACAAUGGGAGCAGGAAUUCCCAAGACAAGAUCCACCUUUCUGUCGAAGCAAACCAGGUGGCUGUUGACGCAGUGCUGAAGAUUGUGAUAGUCCUGGACCCCCAUCCUAGCCCACUAAACCUUGUUCACCAUGAGAGAAUAAGGAUUCUCCAAGGGGAAGCCGUGGAGAUCAAGAAUGACUAUUUGCUAGUUGAACAUGAAGAGAUCCCUCCCCAAGAGAUCAUCUACACUGUCACCAUCUCCCCACUUUCAGGAUUCCUGGUGGCCUUAUCUCAUGGCCCCACCUCGGACGAGCCUCCCAGCUUGGAUCCCAUUCAGACCUUCACCCAGGAGGAUAUCAAUGAAGGCAAAGUUCUCUACCUCCAUUCCAGCCCUGAGAUACAGGGUGACCAGUUCACCGUUGACAUCACAGCCAACGGGGUGGAUGCCCUGGCAGGGGUUGUGGUGGACCUGGAGAUUGUUCCUAUUUCUUUCCCACUGGAGGUGCACAACAUGACAGUGACUGAAGGGAGCUCCCAGGUGCUCUCCAUGGACAUCCUGAAUAUCCCCAGCACUUACUUCACGGCUCUUGAGGUGGAGUUUGUCAUCGUUGAACCGCCAGAACAUGGCAUUUUCCAGAAGGUGGAGAGACCCGAAGAGGGCAGCCUAAGUGCAUUUUCUUGGUCUGAGGUGGAGCAUCAACUUGUUCAAUACAUGCAUGAUGGCAGUGAGUCGUUGGUUGACAGAUUUACAGUGGUCGCCAACAUCUCCAAGCACAACCAAGAGAGCCAACCCAGGACGGUCUACAUUGACAUUCUCCCAAGCAAUGAUGAGGCACCGGUGCUGAUGGUCAACAUGGGACUGCAGAUGCAAGAGGGUGGCACAGCAGCGAUAACUCCUGAACACCUCAGCAGUGAAGAUGAAGACAGCCCUCCAGAGGAAGUCAUUUAUUCCAUCAGGACACCUAUCAAUGGAAAGGUUGUGUUGAAGCCAUCGCCUACCACCUCGGUCCAACGGUUCACACAGGCCCAGAUCAACAGCCAGCUUGUUCAGUUCAUCCAUGAAGGGUCCCUGGAUGGAGGCUUUUCCUUUGACUUGUCUGAUGGGGAGAACAUGUCUCCCGGGCACUUCUUUGCUGUGAGGGCCAAAAAGAAACUGGUUAUCACUCUGGAGAGCAAGAGAGAUCUGGUCGUGUGUCCGGGCUCUCUUCAGCCAAUCAGGAGCCAGAACCUGAAAGCAGUGACCAAUGAUGAGGCAGAAGCCCAGUCGCUCUCUUACAUCAUAGAACAGCCUCCAGGCUUUGGCAAAUUGGUGAACAGCCAGAAGUGGGAGGACAGAGGGCAGCUGAGCAACUUCACCCAAGACGAGGUGGAUGCUGGGGUAAUAUCAUAUCAGCAUGAAAUGCCACAGGAACCUUUCUGGAUUCUUGAGGACACUUUCCACUUCCGAAUUUCUUCUCCCUCCAUGAUCUCAAACCUGUAUGUCCUUGGUGUGUUGGUCUCCUUCAACAUCAGCUGUCCUCACAGCUCCACUCUGUGGAGAAACAAAGGCCUCACUGUUUCAGAAGCUCAAAGUGCAGUGGUCAACAUCUCAUUACUAGAUGCUUCUAACCUUCUUGCUAAAGAACCUGCCUCCAGAAGAGCAUCGUAUGAUGUGAUAUUUCUGGUGACGGAGCUACCCAGCCAUGGGACCCUGUCCGUUGCCGAUGGACCAGUUGAUAAAAAGCAUCCCUACUUCCUCCAGUCUGAUCUUGCUGCAGGUGACUUGGAAUAUGCCCACCAUGGACCCAGCACCCUGGGUGAUCAUUUCAGCUUUAAAGCCUGGCUCCGGCCCAGCACAGAGAGAUCUAUUCAGGCCCCACAAGAAGGGGAGGAGCCUGUCAUUUCUGGGAUGUUCAACAUCACAGUGAGUGACAGAAAUGAAAUGCCACCCGUGUUGCUCACCCAAGGCCAGGUUCUGCAGGUCCUCCAGGGUUCCCCUGCAAUGCUUUCUCAGGAACAACUGAACACCAUGGAUCCUGAUAGUUUUCCUGAAGAAAUCAAGUACAAGAUCCUUUCUGGGUUAUCCAGUGGCUUUGUAGUCAAUAUCCAUGCUACGCAGGUGCCAAUUACCCAGUUUACUCAAGCAGACAUCAACGCAGGGCACUUGAGGUUCAUCGCCAAUGGAACGGACUCUUCUGGAGUCUUACACCUUGCUAUCUCCGAUGGACACAAUCCACCCAUCUUAACUUCUUUGGAAAUCAUAGUUCUUCCAGCAACCACCUGGGCAACAAAUCAAAUCCCGCUGGAGAUACCACAGGGUGUCAACAUGGCCUUCCUGUCUCGCAAGCACCUUCUGGGGGCCUCAGGCCAAGAGCAGCAAAAUACCAUCUAUAGACUCAUCAGGGACCCAGAGUUUGGUCAGGUCAAUGUCAACCAAAAGCCCGUGAGGGACUUUUCACAGAGCCAAGUGGACAAUGGAGAAGUGACAUUUACUUUCACUGACUUCAUCUCCCCCAAAGAUGAAUUCCAGUUCCUUGCCACAGCAGGAGAUGUCAACAUUUCAGGCAUUGUGAAUGUAAUGGUCAAGGCCUUGGUCAAAACCCAACAGGAUAUCCUUUGGCCAAGAGGAGCCACCGUCCAGCUCAACACCGACAUCCUUGACGCAAGUGAACUGGGCAGCAGGACCAAGAGCAUCCCAGCCUUCAAAAUCCUCCGAGCACCCCAAGGGAGCCAUUUUGUGAAACUCUCGAGAGACAAAAGGAACCAGCCCGUCUCCACUGAUGCCUUCACCCAGCAGGAUCUUGAGGGAGGGCUAGUUGGGGUGGAGAUAUGGGAAAGAGAAGACUCUCAGGAAAACCUCCAGCAGGACAGCUUUCUGUUUGAGUUGGUGGCUGAUGGGGUGCCCCCUGCUGUGGAAUCAAUGGCAUACAUCACUGAGGCCUUCAAUUCCUCAACAGCCUAUGGAGUGAAACUGCUCAAAGUGCCUGAUUUCCAAGAAGGGGGCCAAAAUCCCACAACCCAAAGCAUAACCCCUUCUCUGCAGAUGUUGACAACUAGGCGCCCAGAGCCAGAAAACACUGAGUAUAACUCCAGUGAGACACAUGUUCGUCCAACAGCAUGGGCUGGGCACAUAACAGUUACCAGUGCAUUUCCUACGGAAAGGAGCACACUCCUUAGUUUCAUUGAAGCCAAUAUGUUCAGCAUCAUUCUCCCCAUCUGCCUCAUCCUUCUGCUUCUGGCUUUGAUCCUGCCCUUACUGUUCUACCUCCACAAACGGAACAAGACUGGUAAGCACAAUGUCCAAGGCACACCCCCCAAAUACAAAAAUGGUACAUUGGUUGACCAGGAGACUUUCCGGAAGACUGACCCCAACCAAGGCAUCCCUUUGACAAUGGUCAACACACUGGAGGCCAAAGGAGCAGGACCCAACUCAAAGGGGAUAGGGCCAGGAGGCCAGCAGGAUCCAGAACUGCUCCAAUAUUGUAGGACACCCAACACAGCCUUAAAAAACAGUCAGUACUGGGUCUGAGGACUGGAGCGAGGGACAAAAUAGCCUGUCUUGAGGUGGAGCACCAUGGGCUGCAUGGUUUCCUAAAGAUUAUCUCACCUCUUUCUCCUCCUCUGCCUCCUCCUGUUGCCUGAUUUAUAUAUGA
Podarcis muralis (Common wall lizard) is the source of this 7426-nucleotide messenger RNA. It is a transcript of the gene CSPG4, whose product is annotated as chondroitin sulfate proteoglycan 4. Gene Ontology annotation, biological process: anatomical structure morphogenesis. NCBI's taxonomy places the organism in Eukaryota, Metazoa, Chordata, Lepidosauria, Squamata, Lacertidae. The record is from RefSeq and is a predicted model, not a curated record.